This is a messenger RNA of Monomorium pharaonis (pharaoh ant), 1050 nucleotides long. Its product is annotated as 28 kDa heat- and acid-stable phosphoprotein. The coding region runs from base 152 to 739 and encodes 195 amino acids. The transcript is spliced from 5 exons. Gene Ontology annotation, cellular component: cytosol. Lineage: Eukaryota; Metazoa; Arthropoda; Insecta; Hymenoptera; Formicidae. Gene Ontology annotation, molecular function: RNA binding. The record is from RefSeq and is a predicted model, not a curated record.
AAUUCAAGAAUCGAGCCCCAGAUAGCGUUAAUAGUGUCUCCCCGAACGUACUUAUAGUAAGACGGUUCAUGUGUUUGCGACAGUUUUUAGUGUUUAUUUCUCUGAUAAUAUUUGAUUAUCACUACAAUUUGCGCUACAAUUUCGAAUUAAAAUGCCACGAGGAAAAUUUGUGAAUCACAAAGGCAGGAACCGACAUUUUACAAAUCCAGAGGAGUUGGAAGAGCAACGGCGUCAGGAGGAGAAAAAACAACAGUGGAGAAAAAAUAAAGGACAGGAGAGCUCUAGUGAGGAAGAGGAUGAUGAAGAGCCUAAAACGAGUGGAACCAAUAGAUCAAAGAAUAGUGCCACAGACAGCGACAGUGAAUCAGAAUCAGAAUCAGAAACAGAGGGAGGGAAGGCAAAAGGUGUAGAGAAUUUAAUUCAAGUAGAAAAUCCAAACAGGGUACAAAAGAAAACUAAAAAAUUGUCGCAAUUGAAUCAGUCGUUAGACUCUGCAAAGCCAGAACUAUCUCGUAGAGAAAGAGAACAACUGGAAAAACAAAAAGCCUAUGCGAAUUAUCAAAAAUUACAUGCAGCUGGUAAAACAGAUGAAGCUCGUGCAGACCUAGCGCGGUUAGCUAUAAUUAAGCAGCAACGAGAGGAGGCAGCGAAACGACGAGAGGAAGAAAAAAAGCAAAAGGAGUUGGCGCAACAAAAGAAAACCGAACUGACGCAAAAAGCUCUUGGAAAAAAGUCAUAGAAUGUUUUGAUGACUAAUUGUAUAAAUAAUUGAUCACUACUAUAUUAAUAGAUCCGAAAAUUUGUUCCAAUUUUUAAAUUUUGAUGAAAUUUGGUAAACCGGUCUGAAUAUUUGCUAUGUGCAUUUUAUGAUAAGUUAAGGUGUAAUUUUAUGCAAGUGAAAAAACAUUUACUUUUUUUCCAUUGAUCUUUGACAAAAUGUCUUAACAAGAGUACGCUCAAAGAGUAGUUCAGUCGAACUAAUGUAAAAACUGCCACCCAACUACAUUUAAUCAAUUUAAAAUAAAAUUUUUUGAUGGCUCCAGUAAAAAA